GUCAAGCGUGUUGAUUGGUUAAGAGAUAGAGGAUUUUUACAAAUUCGAGAAAUUCUCUAUUCUGCAGCCAAUCAAAACGAUUGAAAAAUUGGUACGCACGUUAAAUGAAACAUUGAGAAUUGGCCUUUAUCACACCUGUUACUCAUGAAUGGCGCCAAUUUCUAAGGUUAUCUUCAGGUUAUGCUCAGCGAUAUCACAUUGAUGAUUAAGUAGAAAAUAUUCAUUAGCGGUGAAUGACACAGACAAGGAAGAAAGUGUAUUCGAUGAUAUAUUGGUGUGCUUGGUAUCGCGACCUAAAAAUAUUCUGGAAAUACGGAGCAGGAUGGAGUCUACCGACAUGUAUCAAGAUGAGAGCGAUAACGAUGCAAAAGACUCUGCAAAUCUCAUGAUGUCGAUCCCAAUAGUGAACGAACUAUUUGAUGUGCAUUGCAAAGUUGGAAAAGGUGCAUUUAGCACUGUCUAUAUGGCUACUUUAAAGUCUUCCGACAAACGCAAGAAAUUUGCAUUGAAACAAUUGAUUCCCACCUGCCAUCCCGACAGAAUUAAACGUGAAUUGCAAUACUUGCAACAGAUAGGAGGGACAGAUUACAUUGUUGGAUUGGAAUUAUGUUUGAGGCACCAUAGUUCAGUAGUAUUUGUAAUGCCAUAUAUGAGGCAUGAUAAGUUCUCAGAAUACGUUCAAGAUAUGACUGUUGAGGAAACAAAGGAUUAUAUGAGAGCUCUGUUAACAGCUUUACGAAGAGUUCACAAAUUUCAUAUCAUACACAGAGACGUAAAACCCAGUAAUUUUCUCUACAAUCGCACAAAUAGAAGAUAUUUGUUAGUGGAUUUUGGCCUUGCGCAAGAAUAUCACGUGGAGAAAUUACGAGAAAGUACAAGAGAAGUAAACGAGGAGAGCACUGAAGUACAUGGUGUAAAGCGGAAAAGAUCUAAUGAAAAUAACAUGAGCCUCCAACCUGAUUUUCUUGCUAAGAAAAAUGUAAAUAGAAAAUGUCAUUGUUUUGGGAAACCUAAAAUAUGCACGAUAUGCUUAAAAGAACCAUAUCAAGUGGCAUCUCGUGCGGGCACGCCUGGGUUUCGUGCUCCAGAGGUUUUAUUGAAACAUGUUUUACAAACGUCAGCAAUUGAUAUCUGGGCUUGCGGUGUAAUAAUGUUAUGCAUACUCAGUGGUUCACAACCGUUUUUUCGUUCACCUGACGACUGCACAGCUUUAGCAGAAAUUACAACGAUAUUUGGCUCUAGAGAAGUACAAAAAUGUGCACAGAAACUAGGUACCGCCAGAUAUCGAAUAUCCCAAGGAAGCGUACCAUCUUUUGACGAAACUUCUAGAUCUAGAUUACAAGACACGUAUUACUGCAGAGCAAGCAUUGGCUCAUCCUUUUUUGAGUUUGUGAUAUUGGUGCAUAUAUGUUAAUAUACGCGUUCUAAAACUUGAGAAUAACUUUUUUGUAAUUGUUAUUAUUUCGUUAAAAUGUCAGUUUUAGUUUAUUAUGUUUGUUGUUUUGAAUUGCAGGUUAAGAUAAAUUUUUGUAUUUAAAUAAAUUGUUAAAAUAUAAGGAUUUUCUUAGACUGAAAAAAAAACAAUUUAUAAUAUAUACAUUUUUCGAGAUUUAUAUAUAUGUACUAAUGAAUGUUAAAAUUAGGAAAGUCUUAAUCUUGAAAAAUGAUGAUCUCUAUUGCCAGCUCUUUGUAUAUUUUGUAUAUUUAUGAUUCAUUGUUUAAAUAAAUUUAUUUAAAAUUC
Messenger RNA from Solenopsis invicta (red fire ant), 1741 nucleotides. RefSeq names its product cell division cycle 7-related protein kinase. Gene Ontology annotation, molecular function: protein serine/threonine kinase activity; ATP binding. The transcript is spliced from 8 exons. Gene Ontology annotation, cellular component: nucleus. Gene Ontology annotation, biological process: mitotic DNA damage checkpoint signaling; protein phosphorylation. The record is from RefSeq and is a predicted model, not a curated record. NCBI's taxonomy places the organism in Eukaryota, Metazoa, Arthropoda, Insecta, Hymenoptera, Formicidae. The coding region runs from base 323 to 1414 and encodes 363 amino acids.